CGCGCGUGGGGCGGAGGUGCGUCGCCGCCAAUCCCAGACAAAGGCCGCCCCGUAAAUCAUGUGGUGCCGGGAGGAAGUCGGCUUGUUUUCUUUCCUCCCGCAGCCGGCCGGGCGGAGCGAUGCGCGGAGACCCCCGCGGGGUCUGUCGGCCCGGAUGAGGCUCGAGCCCCCGGCCGCGCCGCAGCGCCCCCGGCUCGAUGGCGGCUCCGCGCUGGGACCCACUCCGAAACGACUCGCUGCCGCCCACGCUGACCCCGGCCGUGCCCCCCUACGUGAAGCUCGGCCUUACCAGCGUCUACACUGCCUUUUAUUCGCUGCUCUUCGUGUUCAUCUACUUGCAGCUCUGGCUGGUGCUGCGCUACGGCCACAAACGACUCAGCUACCAGAGCGUCUUCCUCUUCCUCUGCCUCUUUUGGGCCUCCCUGCGGACGGUCCUCUUUUCCUUCUACUUCAGGGACUUCGUGGCGGCCAACUCUCUCAGUCCCUUCGUCUUCUGGCUGCUUUACUGCUUCCCCGUGUGCCUCCAGUUCUUCACCCUCACACUCAUGAACUUGUACUUCACGCAGGUGAUUUUCAAAGCCAAGUCAAAAUAUUCUCCAGAAUUACUCAAAUACCGGUUACCUCUCUACCUGGCCUCACUCCUCAUCAGCCUCGUGUUCCUCCUGGUGAAUCUCACCUGUGCCGUGCUGGUGAAGACGGGCAGCUGGGAGAGGAAGGCCAUCGUCUCCGUGCGCGUGGCCAUCAACGACACGCUCUUCGUGCUGUGUGCCGUUUCGCUCUCCGUCUGCCUCUACAAAAUCUCCAAGAUGUCCUUGGCCAACAUUUACUUGGAGUCCAAGGGCUCCUCCGUGUGUCAGGUGACUGCCGUCGGGGUGACCGUCAUCCUGCUGUAUACCUCCCGGGCCUGCUACAACCUGUUCACCCUGUCCUUCUCUCAGAGCAAGAACGUCCACUCCUUUGAUUACGACUGGUACAAUGUGUCAGACCAGGCGGACCUGAAGAACCAACUGGGAGAUGCCGGCUACGUCGUGUUCGGGGUUGUCCUUUUCGUGUGGGAGCUCCUGCCCACCACCUUAGUUGUCUACUUCUUCCGCGUUAGGAAUCCUGCAAGGGACCUUACCAGUCCUGGGUUGGUCCCAAGCCAUGGAUUCAGCCCCAGAUCCUACUUCUUUGACAACCCCCGAAGAUAUGACAGCGAUGAUGACCUUGCCUGGAACAUUGCCCCUCAGGGCCUUCAAGGAAGUUUUGCUGCAGACUACUACGACUGGGGACUCCAAGCGAACAGCUUCCUGGUCCCAGCAGGAACUCUGCCACCAGACUCAAGUGUGGAUCCUGACAAACCCAGCCAUGGGCAGCACCAGUGAACAGUUGCGUGGACGAUUCCUUGGGUGGAAAGCUUCAGGAAGACUAACUUAAUGACAGCUGACUCUUUAGGGCACUUUUCCUUAAGAAGUAGGACUUGAUUUUUGUUAUAGGUUUAUAAUGGCUCCAUAGGACUAAGCGAUAACUUAGAAUCUAAAUUUUAGAUUGACAAAACCUUAGUUUAGUACUAAAAAGGGAGCCUGGCUGCCUAUUUCAGUGGGUAUAAUUUAAACUUCAAAAAUUCCAUACUUUUAUAAAGAUGUAUUUUAUAUAACUUAAACAGUGCUAAAAUAUAAUAGGGGGUUUUGAGAAUGUUACUGCAAUAUGUUACAGUUUGCACAGACUUUUAUGCAUAACUCACUUUAAAAGUAAACAGUAUAUGGUCUGAGGGCUUUUUUAGGCUUUCGGACUAAAGCGUUCCUCGAAUCCUUACCUCUUCCGUCACUCGGAUCCUGACCUCUGCACUGGCAGCCUCUACGCAUGGCUCCGGUGGCGAGGGUGAGACUCUAGCAGAAUGUCAACAGGCUACGUGCGAGCUCCCCGGUUCUUCACAGUUUGUCGAGGCCCAGAUAGUCGGUCCCUCCAAGAAUCCCAAUUUUGCCAAAAGUCUGGUACUCUUCUCCGGAGGGCGCUAGGGUGUGCACUCAGAUGAUGAUGUUGCAGGUGUUGGUAGUGUUGACUUACACUCGUAAACCUCCUCCGCUACCUUCAGAGAGCGGAGCUGGCUUUCAGCUCCGUGAAGCGGAAUUACCUCAGGACUGCAGCAGGAGCGCGCCUUUCCCCCACGCACUGAACGCCCCUGCCGCUGCAGGAAUGCGGAGGGGCUCUCAAAGGGGGCCAGUAAGAAAGACCCCGGGCCCUUGAGCCAAAAGGCAGUGUGGAACCCUAACGGCGUUCCCGUAAUUUCCACCCACAUUUAAAACAACGCCCCGUAUUUUUCAGUAGCUCUGAAAGCAGCCUGCUGGAAGCGGCGUGCUUCACGCGCGAGAAGCCUGGGGCUCCCUCACGUGACUACGUAACUCCCGCCUCUGUCACGUGAGGGGCGCUUCCGGCCGGCUGCUGCUGUGUUGUCUCUCAUUGGAGAGAGACACCAGGAAAUACUGGUUCUCCAACCACAAGUGCCAUUCCAAAGCCUCACGUGUACACUUGUGUUCUGCAGUUGUAAAACUGCCCGCGAUGGGGGACCGUGGCUCUCUAGGGAGGCUGCACAGAGGUGAGGUGGGAGAGGAAGUACUGUUAGCAGAGGGACCGAUUCUGCUCUGCCCGGAGUCUCACCGCUCGGGGAGGCGAAAGGAUCUCGGUCUUGUCCGAAAGUCCUGCCUCCACAAGGAAGCCCCGUUUUGGCCUUUAGGAAUAAUUCAUCUCUGGGCACUGAUUUCACAGGCAGUGAGCCCGCUUCUCUCAUCUCGAAGGGAUUUACAGCUGGGAUCUCCCGUUUUAAACAGGCCACGACUGGGUUUUCCUGUGUGCAGAGCGUCUCUUCCCUGCGUAAGAGAAGGGAAGAGAGGCUCCUCUCCUCUCCUUUCAGGAUGUGGAAGAGCUGGGGUCACACGUCAUGUAAAACAGUUACUUCAGGGGAAGUUCUACACUGAAGCAAAAUUUGCACUGAUUAUUCAGUUCGCCCUAUGAUAGAAGUUGUUCAUCUGAAUAGCUCUACGAACACGCUGGUCAUUUGUCACCCAUCUUUGUGACUGGUGCUUAGGGGAAUUUACAGGCAGAGCCGGCAUAUGCUCGGAGCUCCUUUAAAUCAGGCUUUCAGGACGUGCUGCCGUUGUUCACAGCAGCCCAUUCAAGGGCAGAGAUAUUUUUAAAGAAUACAGUGAUUGAAAUAUCACUAAAACUAAUUAUUACAUCCGUCCUAUGUUAAAUACUUUAUUGUUCUGUUAUUACUGCCAAGAAAACUGAAAUACCCAGCAUUUACCGGUAAAAACCAUAAUCUGUUUCUGUGAUAAAGCUACUAGUAUUUAUUUGAACUAUUCUUUUUUAUUAGAAAGGAUAAAAAUGUUCUAAGUGCCCAUUUUUCUCUUCUCCCUGUUUUUAAAAAGUAACGCUAAAGCACACCUAGAGUAUUAAAACACAUCUAGAAUAUUAAAAACUAUGUAUCAAACUAUUUUUCUCUUGUAGUACAUGGUCAUAUAUAGCCUGUGAAAUGUGGCAGAUUUGGAUGGAAGGGAAAACUAAAACUUCCUUUAGUUUCUUGUGUUGCUAAGUACACUAACAAAGUGACUCUGUGGAAUAGUAAAGGCUAAGAGAAGGCAAGGAAUGGCAAUUUCUGUCCUGAAAGCACCCAAAUGUCCUCUAAGGACACGCAAGGAAAUUAAAGGUAAGAAUGUACAUGAAGAGUCAGUAUCCCUGCACAUUUUUUACCAUCGUCACCCAUCUCAGCCUGAUUCCGCACCAAACGGCCACCUGUCAGGUUUCUGAGCGGCUGUUGGAAUUCUGCGGAACAGCCAACUGCAGAGUGGAUUCCUGAGAGUUCCACCGACUUGUGUGCAUCUUCAUCGGCCCUUUCUCAUUUUUACAAUUAACCCAUUUAAUUGAGCCGAUGAUUAAAAUGUCCAGAGUGUUACACACAGAGCUGUGGACUCCUUAAUUUUGUCUUACAGUAUACACAGCAGUCGCCGGACACUUCCCACUUGGGCGUGUCAGGCAUGUGGUUAACUGCAAGUUACCAUGUUCGGCUGCAAAGAUCAGGCAGUCUCUGGUCCACUCCCAGAUUGUUUUACCAAAACCCCCAAGAGUGCUUUCUGUGGCCUUGAACGCUCAACCCCUAUAGAGAGGAGAGGACUAGGCAUUAGUGCACCCAAGAGUGAGAAGUGCUUUGAGAAAAGGGUUCUCACUUAUAGUUAACUGAUGGAUAUCUCUAGAAUAUUGCUUUUAUUUUUGACAGUGAAGGUGAAUUUACGUUAGAAAUAAAUGGGUCUAAGUAUUUGAAACUUUGUAUCAAAAUUUCCAACGGAAGAGACUUAGUUACAAAACACCUUCCCCUUUAGAUUGCGGCAUGAUAGAAGGUAGACUAGCAGGUCUGAUGGAAAACACAGCUAACGUGCAUUUCCAUCUUCCACUCCACACGAGGGAGAAUUUUAUUCAUCAAGGACAUUUCCGACUGUGCAUACUGCUACCUCAGACUUCUCACAGUCCACAGGGAGGAACUGUUUGUUAGAAAGCCUCAGGCAAACAGUGGAAUUCUCAUCAAAGACCAUCAAUGAGCUGAUUGAAGUGAGAAAACAUUUAUUUAGAAAGGGACACUGAGGACGAGGGAGUGGGAUUUAGUCAGUGUCAACCAAGUGCCUAUUAUGUGAUGGACGCUGGGCUUUGUACUUGCCAUGUGUGCUGGGCCCAGUCUGUAAACUCAGCAACACCCUGAGGGCAGCCCUCCUCUUGGCCCUUAGCAGGGAUGUAGGAAGAGCCCUUGCACCAAAGGGUCCAAAUACCUUGAAGUUGGCUAGUGAUGUCCCCGUGCUCCCAACUGUGUCUCUGUUGAUUUCUCAUACCUGUCUUCGGCUCCUCUGGGCCUGGGCACUGAUGGCGUCCAUCCAGUAUGGGGUUCUGAGACUUGCUGCCCAGGUCAUCAAGUCGGGGUUCAGAGUCCUCAGAUCCAAAUCCAGAGACUCAGCAAACCCUAAGGGUGUCUGCCCAGUUCCUCCAAAGCUGGACUCCUUGCUCUGUGGCCGGUGCCUGUCCUUUGCUUUUCUGGAAAUAAUUACACCUUGCCAAUGUUAAUUCUGUAGCCUGCAGACCUGGCUUGCCCUUUGGACCUUGGCUGCCCUACCACUCAGACAGAACAUUAGACUCUGUCUCUGGGACAGAUAUUCUGCCCCUGAACUUGAGUGUGGUCAGAAAAGGAGCUCAGAGGGCUGCUGUCUUCAGCUAGAUCUGUGGCCUUACUUGGCUCUGAGCCUCAAUUCCCCAGGAACCUGGUUCCCCUACAACAGCGCCUCCAUCUCUUCACAGUUCCAAAUCAAGGUGGUCCUGGAGACCAUUAACUGAGGUAUGAAAGGGUAUAUUUAGGAUAAACAAACUGUUUGACCAGGGCCAUUCUAUUGAUGUCACCAAGUACUCUCGGUGAGUUCACUGGCCCAGGGUCUGGGCAUCAGGUUUGCAGACUUAAGACCUUUCCCAAUCGAAUGGGGAAGCAGCACACUUGCCCAUUUGGGGGAAUAUGCGGUGAAGGAAAUCCAUGUGGAAAGUUAAAUUAUAUCAGAAGGUGAAUGCUCACUUUGCACUGACCAGGGGCAUUAAGUGGACAAUUUCAGUCAGUCUGCAACACCUGGAUGGUACCAUCAAGCAGACAAUAAGAGCCAUUCCCACGGAGGGCACCUCUCCCCUGGACCUGCUUCUGCGGGAGCUGUUCCUCCUCAGUCGAUAGACUCUUCUCUGAGUACGUCUCUCUGAACUAGAUGGGACCUAGUCAGGCUGCAGAAUUCCCAAGUUCCACGCUGGUGGGGAUACCUGUCUGUUUUGUUCACGUCCCCAACUCCUAGAAUGGUGCGUGCAGUCAGACCCUGCUCUUCCAGUGUAUAUCGUCUGUAAGCGACAAUAUACUUAACAGGUAUAAUGCUCAUUUACAAAUACCUAACUUUUGGACAAAGAAUUCACACUGGAAUAAAAAAGGAAAUAAGGAUUCUAUAUGUAGUUCUCAAAUUAGAAGCUAAGUCUUAAAAUAGAAGCAAUAAGGUAAAUUAAAAUCCUAUCUACGCUGGCACGCCAUGUCUUGCCUCUCUGCCCUCACCUCUUGGGAAACAACACAACAGGCAGUAAGAAGGAAAUCUUUAUUCAGUAAAGUAUCAAAUUAAAAGAACAGGGACACAUUAAAUGGUUAAAAAUGUAACCCUAGUGAGAAAACACUGAGUAGGGUGGAGCUUUAGCAUGACCCAUAACGUUAAACAGGUUUUUAAAGCCCAUAUGGAAUAAAUAAGAACAACUAAAGAAAAUUGUAAAAAAAAAAAUGGAGGGGGAAUGAGUUGGGACCAAUGAACCAGACACUGGAAUACAGACCCAGUAUUCCAGUAAUGAAAACAGUGAGGUCCUGGUGCAUCAGUAGAUAGGCCAGUAAAAUAGAAAGAACCCAAAUACAGAGCCAAGUCCAUAUGGGGCUUCAGGUAUGAUAAAUGCAGCAUCUCACACUGGUCAGGAAAGGACAAACGGUUCAAUAAGUGAUACUGAACUAGCUGGGUAGCCAUCUGGGAUACACUCCAAAGGAAGAAAAAUUUAGAUUAAACUAAGCUGUAAAAGUUCUAGAAGAAAAUAAGGUAAAUUAUUGCUGUGGAGUGAAAGGGCAUUCUAAGUAUGACUGAAAGUCCAGAAACCACUAAGAAAGCAAAGUCAAAAGACAAUACAUUGGAAAAAUAUUCAGCUCAUUACAGUGUCAGGACUAACAUCCCUAUCCCGAGAAGGCACUCCUGCAAGUUUGUGAGAUCAGCCAGGCAGUAUGAAAUGAGUGAAAGAAGAGAAUGCAAAGAAAAUACGAAUGGUCCAAACAUUAAAGGGAGCCAACCUUGUAAUAAAAAUAAAAACUAAAGCACAUGGGAGUGUAGUUUCCGUCUAUCAUAAUGGCAAAUACUGGAGUUUUGAAUGACACCUGUGUUGUAAGUUGGUGGGUGAGCAGGCAUUGUCUGAAUUACAGGUGGGUGUGGGGGUUGUCAGCUUCCACCCAUGGAGGGCAAUGUUCUAAAAUCUUUUAAACCUACAAACACAUACGGUCUUUUAUCCCCAAAUUCUACCAAGUGCAUAAUUAUAUACAUGUGAAGUAACAUAUACGAGAUCUGGGAAAUAUCCAAAUGCCCAUUAAUAGGGGCUUGGUUAAAUGACUGCAUGUUCAUAUAAUGGAAUACCAAGCAGUUACAGAGAGAGAGAGAGAGAGAGAGAGAGAGAGAGAGAGGGAGGGAGGGAGGGAGGGAGGGGGAGAGAGGGAGAGAAUCAGCUAUCUAGUGACAUGGGAAGUCCACCAAGAAAAAUUAAGUGGGGGAAAAAAGCAAACAGUAUAUAUAUGAUGCCACUCUUGUGUAAAAAUUAGGGAAAAAUAAGACUUCACAUUGCUAUUUGUUUGUAUAUGCCUAAAACAGUAUGAAUGGAAUCAUAAGAAACCAAGACCAGAGGUUAUUUUUGGAGAGGCAGGGGUAAGGUGUGCGGUAUUGGAUACAAAGAAGACAUCACACCACCACUGAGCUUUUCUGUUUUUUGGUUUUUGAACCAUGCGAAUGUAUUACCUGCUCAAAAACCCAAAUAAAUAUACUUAAAAAGCCUCAUGACUCAAUGCAAUUCAAGAGAUGCUGAAAGUCCCCAAUAUUUAGUAGAAUGGUAAUGGACCAACAUAAAAUGACGCAGAUGUAGCACAUUCUGGGCAGGGUUUGGAGUCAGACCUCCUGGUUUCAGAUUCUGGUUUCACCACCUGGAAUUUAUGACUGUAGACUCGGGAUGUAACCUCUCUCAUCCUGAGUGUUCGUGUUUGUGAGCAGACGUGAUCGUACCUGCUCACGGCGCUGCUGUGAAGGUGAAUCCCCCACGCAAAGCCCCUCACCCAGCAGCUGCCGUCAGGAUGAGAAGGAACAGCCUCAGACUACUUAAGAUUUCCUCCUUUCUCCACAAAUUAUAAUCAAAUCCUCAUCUCUAAAAAGGAACAUUGAAAAGGGAGG
Phyllostomus discolor (pale spear-nosed bat) is the source of this 7997-nucleotide messenger RNA. It is a transcript of the gene GPR137B, whose product is annotated as G protein-coupled receptor 137B. The record is from RefSeq and is a predicted model, not a curated record. Gene Ontology annotation, biological process: positive regulation of TORC1 signaling; regulation of autophagy; negative regulation of osteoclast differentiation. Bases 198 to 1364 code for a protein of 388 amino acids. The transcript has 7 exons. Gene Ontology annotation, cellular component: lysosomal membrane. NCBI's taxonomy places the organism in Eukaryota, Metazoa, Chordata, Mammalia, Chiroptera, Phyllostomidae.